UACACGUGUGUGACCCAGAAACUUUGGUGUUUUGAGUCAUGAUGGUGUGUAAACUAGUUUAGAGGGAAGCCAUGUUGGCUGCGAUGUUUCUUUCUGGGUUUUCUGGCUUAUAGGGCCCAAUGUGCUUCCAUGUUGACCAACAAACAUGAUUUGGAUUUACGGCCAGGAAACUCUGAAGUUUGUGAGAUUCUGACUUUGCAGUGUAAUUUACAUGUACCAGGAUUUUGAGUAGCAGUCAGCUGUCUUACAAGUCAGCAUUUUGGCAUCUGGAAGCUGGCAUUGUUGAUCUGCCUACAAGGACCUGAGUGCCGUGAGACUGUGUUUUGCCUGCUUCUGUCCCCGGGACUCUGGUGUACCCCUAAAGUUUGGUAGGAUUGGCGACCCCUCCUAGGGGCCUGCUUCUAGAGAAACUUACCCAACUCUUACACAUAUCACCUACCAAAAUGAUUCUUGGAAGUGAAAAUCCAAACCUGCACCACGUUUCAUUAAUUCAAAUUUCACCACCAGGAUCCCCAUUGUUGAAGCGAGCUCGGAAAGAGUCGGAGAAGCGUGAAGACACUCCGGAGAGAAAUCUAGUGGACCAAGGGAUUAUAGAGCUACAGCCUCUCUCUGUGGAUUCCGGAGCACACUUAGACAGCAGCCAUAGCUCACCGUUAAGUUCUACCCCGGGAUUAGAGAGUUCCACCCUCUCAACCAAUGGCACCACAGACGGUGUCCUCACAGCCACACUCAGCUCGCCUGGAGGUGGCGCUGUCUUCACCAGUACCGACAGUUGGGUGAUCACAGCCGUCGCAUCGCCAGUGGAGCAACCGUCCUCGCCUAGUGCGUCCAGUCCAGGACUAUCGUCUGGGUCAAACCUGGACUCGGUCCAAGGUGAAAUUACUAGUAAAGUCGUCGCAGCAGAUUUGGAUACAGAUAACCUUGCCAACUUCAUAAAUAGUGCUACAACAGAGGCUACGUUUACACGAGCUGUAUCUACACCAGAGGGCGCUAUCUCCACCACCACAUCAACCAUGAACACAGCGUAUAACUACCCAAAUGCACCUAGUGCUUUCAGUCUUCAGAGUUCACCUCUGUACAACACGCAGGCUGGUCAGACUCCGUAUAGCGUGAUGACCAACUAUCCAGUCGCUGAUAUUGGUAAAAUAAAAUCUCCCGGUAGUCAAGUUGUUAGUCCCAGUUACUUAAAUAGCUACAGCUCAAGUUUUCCUCAAUCACCACAAGGUUCAUAUGUUUACCCAGCACAAGUGCCAUUUACAACUACACCGGGCAGUAUGUCAUCAACGUGUAACUCACAGUCCAUUGAAGGGUUUAACUACGGCAGUUACCAUGUCCCUGGAGCAGCUAAUCCCUACUACUAUCCAAACCCGUCCCUGCUAAAUAGCACCCCCUCCACGACAGGUGGCACCACCAUGACUUAUCAAUUGGUCAGUCCACCGGAUGUCCAGCCAAUCAAAACAGAAGAUGGCCAAUAUGCGCAGAUAACCAGUCCCUCCCCGCCAGCUCGCGAGAAUGGAAUAGCCAGUUCUGCUGUAGGAUCAAGAAAUAGUAAGCCCCGGUCGGGACGAAAACUGAACCCUUCACCAGGUCCGGAGUCGGACCUAGAACGUGUAUUCGUGUGGGAUUUAGAUGAAACCAUUAUCAUCUUUCAUUCACUGUUAACGGGAUCCUAUGCCCAAAGAUACGGAAAGGACCCGCCUUCAUCAGUGUCACUUGGACUUCGUAUGGAGGAGAUGAUUUUUAACUUAGCAGAUACACAUUUAUUUUUCAAUGAUUUAGAGGAGUGUGACCAAGUCCAUAUAGACGAUGUUUCUUCUGACGACAACGGCCAGGACCUUAGUACAUACAACUUCGCAACAGAUGGCUUCCGGGCCGCCGCAACCAACGCCAAUUUGUGCCUGGCGACGGGCGUUAGGGGUGGAGUUGAUUGGAUGAGGAAACUUGCAUUUAGAUAUCGGCGACUGAAGGAGAUCUAUAGUAGCUACCAGAAUAACGUUGGAGGUCUGAUUGGUCCACAGAAACGAGAACAGUGGUUACAACUUCGCCAGGAAAUCGAAGCAAUGACGGACAACUGGCUUACGUUGGCGCUCAAAUCACUACAGAUCAUCAAUUCACGGUCAAACUGUGUGAAUGUGUUAGUGACGACUACCCAGUUAGUCCCGGCCAUGGCUAAGGUACUCCUGUACGGACUUGGGGGUGUGUUCUCUAUAGAAAACAUAUACAGCGCAACAAAGAUAGGAAAAGAUAGCUGUUUUGACAGAAUAGUAGCCCGAUUUGGUAGGAAAUGUACAUAUGUUGUUGUUGGCGAUGGUCGAGAUGAAGAGCAGGCAGCUAAGCAGAUGAAUUUCCCAUUCUGGCGAGUAAGUAAUCAUUCCGACAUAGCAGCCCUUAACCAUGCGCUGGAACUUAACUACCUCUAACCAAGGAUUGUAAUCUAACCCAGCAUUAGCCCAACCCUGUCGUCAUCACACAUUGUGUACGGACAGCUGGACAGACUCUGUUAAACACUGAAGGAUAGGCAGUUUGUGUACAGACGAAUGGACAGACAUGUUGAAACAUGAAGGCAAGCAGUUUGUGUACAGACGAAUCGAUGGACAUGUUGAAACAUGAAAGGCAGGAAGUUUGUGUACAGACGAAUGGACAGACAUGUUAAAACAUGAAGGCAGGAAGUUUGUGUACAGACGAAUGGACAUACAUGUUAAAACAUGGAAAGGCAAGCAGUUCGUGUACAGACGAAUAAAUGAACAUGUUGAAACAUGAAAGGAAGGCAGUUCAGUAAACAAGAAAAGGAAUGUUAAUUUUAUCAGACAAAUUUACACAUUCUUACCUGCUUUUAUUAAACACUAAGAGGCCGGGAUGUUUAUGUGUUAAAGCCUGGUGUUUCUCAUGUUAUCGGAGUCUGUGAAGCCCUUGGACCAUUGGUUAAUGUCGCCUUGUAUUCCAAUACUUAUAAUGGAUGAUGCGGAAAGUCCCUGGCACCGUUGACUGGACAUAGCGACAUUUACUUUGCUAUGAAUACUCAGGAUACAGCUCUGUAAUGAUAUGGUGUUUGAACGGGACGAUUGUAUUGGAUAUUACAUGAUGCCAUUUUAGGAUUUGCUGCAUUUAACCCCUGUUAAUAUUACUGUUGCAUGCUGGGACAUGUUGACAGUUCAGUGUGUUCAUUCGGUGAAGAAGUGAUAGAGGAGAGACUGUUUUCAUACAGCCUUCGCUGUCAUAUAUUGUGUUUGUUAACAAAAAGUCCGGAAUAUUGAGAUAGACCGAGAUAUAACCGUUAGCAAUGUAUUAAACUUUUGGGAAAAGGAUGCGAUCCAAAACCACAGAAACUAUUUUACUACUGUUGUGCGGAUUUCCAUCAUAUUCGCCUUGUAAUGUGCCAGAUCAGGGCCUCAACCACCCUAUAUAUAGAAUACACCUUACGAUAUUGGAGGUUUCCACGGUUAUCUGGUAUGACACUGCAAAUGAUACAUUCGCUCAACAAGAGAUUCCAGGUCCAACCACUAAUAUGACUUAUCCAACAUUUGUCCCGGCCUAUUGGAGGCAGAGGCCUGUCUGAUCCUUCCCUUCAUCCCUAACCAUGACUUAAAGCGUGACGACGUAGUAUGUGAUCAUGAUUGUUUUAUAUAUAAAGAUAUUAACGGCUGGUGACAUUUUUUUAAAGGACAUAACCAGCUCACGUAUAUAUAUUUAGUGUUGUGUCCCGAGGUUGUACUUACCAGUUGGUGCUUUACAUCUUGUACAUCAUCUUCUGGUCAUCAGGGUGAUCUCCCCUUGUCAUUGUCGCGACAUCCACUUCUGGCCGUCGGAGAGAUUUCUUUUUGUCAUUGCCACACGACAUCAGGGUGAUCUCCCCUUGUCAUCGCUGUGACAGCUCUCUUCUGGCCAUCGGAGAUAAUUCUUUUUGUCAUUACCAUGACAUCAGAGUGACCUGCCCUUGUCAUCGCCAUGACGUCAUCCUCUGAUAGUGGUAGAUUCAUUAUGCCCUGAUCAUGGAUAGAACUUAAUGUUACUAUCCCUUGAUUGUGUAUGUUAAUUUACAGAGACCAUUUGUAAUGACUUCAUGUACCCAACAAAACAACCAUAUCGUGGCUGUUACGGUAAUCGUUCAUAUGUGCCUCUUGUUUGGGAAGUGUCUGAUUCUUUUUAUGUUCAGAAGUCAUUAUUUCUGAAGAAUAUGUGAAAAGUGAUGAUGUAUUUUAUGUACUGAAGUUUAUGUUUUAAAUGGCUGUGACAUGCCGCAAUAGUUCACACCUAGAACACAAAACUUUCAAACCUACCCCCAAAUUCAUAUUUCUAGGGAGGGCUGCCGUUUUUAACCCAUAAGAAAAUGUUUUGUUUUCAUAUAUAUAUAAUGAAAUAUAUUAAUGUUUUUAUCAUGAAAUAUUCAUUAAUCAUUAAAGGUGCAUGUACCAAUGUUAAGUCAUAGUCAAAUAAACUAAAAUAACUCCAUACAUAUAAUGAUUGGCAAAUUUUUUUUUUGGGGGGGGGGGGGGACUGAACAAAACAACAACAGAUUCAUCAACUAAGUAAUGUUAUUAAUGUGAAUUUUGAAUUUUUUAAGUGGUUUCUUUGUCUUUAUGAAAUAGUAUUAAUAGUACAUUGAGAGAAAUGCAAAAUGCUUCAUUUGGAGGGAGAAAUCGGGCAGCCCUUUCAAUAUAAAAUUCUGUAAACCAACUUAUUUUCGCGGGGACCUAAUUUUGCAUUUCCAUGUCUAACGACCUUUUAGUGGUGACUUGAUUUCGCUAUUUACUGUCAUAAAAGGCCUGAUUGAAAUUUUAUUGAGGUGAUUAAUUUUUCUGGAUUUUAGUCGCCCACAAAAUAUGCAAAAAUAAGUUGGAUUACAGUAGAUCUUUCCAGAUCUCCACAACUCUUGUUAGUAUUUCAAAAAUAUCAUGGCCCUUCCAAGAAUGUUCUUUACUUCUAUGCUUAAAAUUUUCUAUCCCUGUUAAUUUUUUUAAAGCUUUAAUGAAAAUUUUAUUCAUUAGAACAUUUUUAUUGUAUACUCUUUUAACAUAUAAAUAUUUAAAUCUUUUUUACUCCAAGCAUUGGUUUGGUACCAAAGAAUUUAAGCAGAAUUAAAGCAUUUUUUUUUUACAUGAUGAAAUGGCAGAUUCAUUUAUGAAUGGCCAAGAUUUUUGUAUAUGAUACAUAAACUAUUGGUUAUUUUACAAAGUCUUAAGACAGGAAGUUUGACAAUUGCAUCAACUGCAUGAAUUGAUAAUAUAAUGAAUUUCCUGAGAUAAACGGCAUAUAUAUUUUUUUGGCUUAUGACUUUGUGUAUGAAUGACUUCAAGGUAUGUAUAUAUAUUUAGCAAAUACAUUAAAAGAAGUUUCAUUUAUUUUGAAAUUUUGAAAAAAGUAUAUUUGAAUGAGAAAAGAGUUAUGUUGAAUCAGUAUCACUUCAACUCUUGAAAUAAAGGUAGCUUCCUCAAAACAGCUUUAAUUGAUAUUCAUAAUGGAAAUUUUCUCAUCAAUAUCUACCUUAUGAUAAAUUUUGAUUCCAAUAAAUGUCAAAGUUACACUUCUCAUUGGCUUUAAUGAAAUUUUGGUAUUUUCUGAUAUUUCAAGAUUUCAAUGUAGAAAUAUAUAAUCAAGCAAAAAUUGUACCUGGGAAAAGGUUUUGUUAUUUUACGAAUUCUGAAUGUCAGUAUUGAAUGCAGAAGACAAUCAAAAGCCAAGCUUUACGGGGAUGGGGACAAUUUUCUAUAUGUCGCGUCAAAAUUUGUUUAACACAUUUUUACCAAAGGAACUUGCAUUUUUUAAUUGUUGUAUGUCUAAAAAUAGCAUCCACUCGAUAGUAAGCCAAGUAAAUUGGAGUUAUCUACUCUUCAAUGGAGUAGGUGUGAGUUUAUCGUUCAAUAAUUCACAGUCUAUCCAUAGAUCAGGUUUUCUGAGUUCUGUGGAAGGGAUGAGAAUCGUGUUUCUAAAUCAGCAUUUUAUGAAUGAUAUAACAAAUAUUUAACAUAUUCAUUGUUGCGUUUUUGACCAACCAAUUGUAAAUGUAUUUCGACCACAUAUUUAUCUUCUAUGCCAUGACCGUCAAUCAAAAAAUUGUCAAAGACAGGUAUUUUAAAUAUCACAGAAAAAAACAUGAAUUAAAUGGCAAAAUAUGAACAGAAUUGUUAGAAUCUUCAGUAAGUGACGGCCAUAUAUAUAGGAACCAUUUAAACAACAAUGGUCCUUGUUCAUAGCGAAGCUAGUUUGAUAUUUCAAUUUCGGGAAAUAAUUCAUAAAGUAAUUAGGAAUUAAGAUUCUAACAGUAUUUUUUUGGCUGUUGUAUAUCAAUAUGUGUUUUCAUAUAAUGAAAUCAGCACACAUAUUUAUAUACGGUUUUGCACACAAGAAUAAUAUAUUUAUAUUACUUGAACUACAUGGGGUUGUUAUGGCAACCACACUUCUAUUUUGUAGAUGUCUUUUAACAGUUUUAUCAACAGUAUUUCCCUUACCGUAUAUGUCCUGUAAUAAGCCCAUGUCCUGUAAAAACGCCGUCCCUUCCUCCUUUCCAUCAAAAAGUUUUUAUAUUUCGGUGGUUUCUUUCUAUCAGUUCUGCCAUGAGAAUGGUGAGAUGAAAUGGAAGGAAACGGGUAGUACUAGAUUUACGUAACCUCGAGAACAAGAUACCUGGGUUUAUUACAGGUUAAUUAUGGUAUAUGUAUAAGGCUGAUGUUUGUGUGGGAUUAAUACCUAGCCUAACCAAAGAAGUUAUGAUAAAUACUCUCACAUAAACAUUGUGGUCAAUUCUGACUACAAAUGUUGAGUGUUUUUGAUUUUUUUUUUUUUUUUUUUCGUUUUCAACCGUGAUGUCAACUUUGUCUUUACACAUUGUCCAAUCAGAUUAGAGAUGUUUUUAAUCAUUAAUGAAAAAAAAUUAUGCUUUUAUUUCAUGAAUAAACAAUAUCAUUGUAAUACACUGUCUUUGAUUGGUUGGGUUUGUUUUCAUUGGUCCAAUGAAAUGCCCUGUUAUAUGGGGCUGGCCAUCCAUUGUUAUGUAUGGUGUAUGUAUUGUAAUGUAUGAAUGGUUUGUGUGUGUCUCCAGGAGACACGUCUGUACAACAGUUACGUCACCAAUAAAGACAGGUGUAUGGAUGUGA
Molecule: messenger RNA, 7091 nt
Organism: Pecten maximus
Lineage: Eukaryota; Metazoa; Mollusca; Bivalvia; Pectinida; Pectinidae
Product: eyes absent homolog 1-like
Exons: 19
Coding region: 444-2420 (658 amino acids)
Biological process (GO): negative regulation of extrinsic apoptotic signaling pathway in absence of ligand; positive regulation of DNA repair; cell differentiation
Cellular component (GO): nucleus
Molecular function (GO): protein tyrosine phosphatase activity
Source: RefSeq, a predicted model, not a curated record